AUGAAUCAACGGAUAUUGAGUGCUGAUUGGAUCAAGAUUAAAUUAUCUGAUCAAGUGGAAAUUCGACGAAAGAUCGAAGAAGCUUCUUCUUCUAUUCAAUAUCUUGUCGAAGAAUUAAUUGAUCACUCACGAGAAGUCUCGAAAUUGAUUAUCACCGUAAUUACCAUACUUUACAUAUGUCCUAUUGCAAGUGUAUUGAUCGGUAUUGUUUAUUUCUUUUUCUAUCGACUCUAUUUGAACAAGAAGAGUAAUGAAUUACUUGCAGUUAAAAUAAAAAUGAUCGAAAAAAAUGAUAAAUUAUGUUCAAAAUAUUCACGUGCAAAUGCGAACAUGUUCGAAUAUGUUAUUCAUCAUGAAAAAAACAAAAUUGUCAAUAUUACAAAUGAAUUAAAGGUUGAUAUGGAAAAACAAUGGUUUUUACUUGAUUAUCUUUACGCCAAAUUAUCAUUUCAAGAAGAUGUACUUGGCAAAUUAUGUACAUUUAUAACUAUUGUCAUAUACUAUCUAUCAAAUGGAACUAUUACAUUCAUAAUUCCAUUGUAUCAUUACUUAUCGACCUUGACUGACUCGAUUCAUACGAUGCUCGUUUCCUAUAUACGUUGGUUAAGAUUGAUAAAAGACUAUGAUCUCGUUAAACCAAUAUUUGAAGAGUAUGAUGAACGAAUCAAUGCCGAACAAAUAGAUUUCAGUUCUGAAUUACAAAUUCGAGAGCUUUCAUUUCAAUAUGAAGGUAAACGUGAAGCAUUUCAGUUGCAACUUCAUGGUUCAUUGACAUUCAAAAUGGGAGAAGCAAUAUUAAUUACGGGAAAAAGUGGAGCAGGAAAAUCAACUUUCUAUGAUAUUUUAAAUGGUUCAAUACCUGCUAAGGACUAUUCAGCUAAGAUAAAAAUUGACAAUAGACCAGAAUCAAUAACUCUUCAUUCAAUUGAAAAAUGUCGAACAAUGGUUUUACAAGAUAGUGACAUGGAUUAUCGAUCGACAAUCUACAGUAUGAUUACGGAUAUUGAUGAAGAUGAAGUUAAACAAAAGAGAACGUCAGAAAUCGAUUCACUCGUAUGGGAAUAUCUUCGCAUCGUUCAAAUCGAUGAUUUCGUUCAAAACGAACUCAAUGGAAAUCUUGAUGAAGAAAUGGAAAAUAAACUUAGCGGUGGACAAAAGACACGAUUAUUAUUGGCACGAGCUUUGUUUCGUGCUCAUCAUCGCCAUGCUUCUCUACUUAUUCUCGAUGAACCUGACCAAGGUUUACCCUCUGAGACAACAGUGAGCAUUAUUGACAACAUUAUGAAAUGGUAUCGAUCAAAGGGUAUUCUUAUCCUCACGUUACAUACUGAACGAGCACAAUUACUCAACUUUGAUCAAAUUCUACAUAUUGAGCAAGGAACUAUAACAAAAAUCAAAUAA
Rotaria sp. Silwood2 is the source of this 1401-nucleotide messenger RNA. The record is from the annotation of a GenBank genome assembly. NCBI's taxonomy places the organism in Eukaryota, Metazoa, Rotifera, Eurotatoria, Philodinida, Philodinidae.